Papaver somniferum (opium poppy) is the source of this 6828-nucleotide messenger RNA. RefSeq lists its product as uncharacterized. The record is from RefSeq and is a predicted model, not a curated record. The transcript is spliced from 4 exons. The coding region runs from base 1 to 6828 and encodes 2275 amino acids. Lineage: Eukaryota; Viridiplantae; Streptophyta; Magnoliopsida; Ranunculales; Papaveraceae.
AUGGUGGUGCAAAGACAAAGAGCUGCGUCCAAAUCUGCAAUUCCUUCUAGCAGCGGACAACAUUUUUCUUUAGCGCUACUCCCAAUUACAAUUCUAGUGAUUCCGCCUAACACAUCUAUGCAGCCGCUUAAUUUAAUAGCGUCAACUGGGCACAUCUCUUUUGCCAUUGGUGGUGGUGUUGUUGUUGGCGGUGUUGGUUUCAUAGUUGGUGGUGGUGUUGGUGUGGGAAUUGUUGGUGGUGUUGGAAGUGUCGGUGUUGGUGUUGAUGGUGGUGGUGUUGUUAUUGGAGGUUUUGUUGUCGGAGUUGGUGGCAGUGUUGGUGUAGGACUUUUUGGUGGUGGUGGCGGUAUUGCUGGAGUUGGCAAUGUGGGUGUCGUGGUUGAUGGUGUUGGAGUUGGUGCCGGAGUUGGUGGUGGUUUUAUUGUUGUUGGUGGAGUUAGCUUUGGUGUUGGAUUUGGUGGUGGUAUGGGUGGUGAUGUCGGUGUUGGUGUGGAUGGAGUUGGAAAUUUUGGCGGUGGUGUUUGUUUCGGUGGUGUUGGUGUUAGAGUUGGUGGUGGUUUUAUUGUUGGCGGUAUUACUACUGGAGUUGGUGGUUGUGGUGUUGGUGUCGGUGUUGGAGGUGGAAAUGUUGGCUUUGAGGUUGAUGGAGGUGGUGUUAGUUUUGGUGGUGGUUGUGGUGGAGUUGUUGGUGGUGAUGUUGGAAGUGUUGGUGUUGAUCGUGGUGGCGGUGUUGGUGAAGGAGUUGGUGGCGGUUUUAUUGUUGGCGACGUUGGCAUGGACGGUGUUGGAAAUGUUGGUGUCGGUACUGAUGGUGGUGGUGUUUUUGGUAGUGUUGGUGUUGGAGUUGGUGGAAUAGGCAAUGACGGUGGUGGUGGUGGUAAUGUUAUUGGCGUUGUUGGUAUCAGAGUAGGGGGUGGUUUUAUGGUUGGAGGUGUCGGUGCUGGAACUCGUGGUGGAUUUAUUGUAGGCGGCAUUGGUGUUGGUGUUGAUGGUGGUGGUCUUAGUUUUGGUGGUGUUGGUGUUGGUGUUGGAGUUGGUGGUGGUGUUGGUGGUGGAAGUGGUGGUAGUAAAGUUGGUGGUGGUGUUUUACUUGGUGGAGUUGGAUCUAGUGUCGGGGGAGUAGAUGGUGAUGGUGGUGUUGAUGGAGUUGGAAAUAUUUGCGUUGGGGUAGAUGGAGGAGGUGGUAAUAGCGGUGGUGGUAGUGUUGGAAAUGUUGGUGUUAGUGUGGUUGGCGGAGUUGGUGUCGGAGAUGGUGGCGGUUUUAUUAUUGGCGUGAUCGGUGCAGGAGUUGGUGGUGGUGUUGGCAGUGUUGGUGUCGAUGUUAAUGGUGGUGGAGGUAUUGUUGGCGGCGUUGGUAUAGGAGUUUGUGGUGGUUUUAUUGUUGGAGAUUUUGGUGUGGGAGUUGGUGGUGGUACUGGCAGUGUUGGUGUCGGUGUUGUUGGAGGGGUUGGAAUGGGAGUUGGUGGAGGUUUUAUUUUUGGUGGUGGUGUUGGCAGUGUUGGUUUCGGUGUUGGAGUUGGUGGGAGAAGUGGUGGUGUUGGUAUUGGAGUUGGUGGGAGUGGUGUUGGCGUUGGCGGAGUGGGAGUUGGAGUUGGUGUUGGUGUUGGGAUAGGUGGUGGUGUGGGCGGUGAUGCUGGCGGAGUUAGUGGCGGUUGUAUUAUUGGCGGUAUUGGUGGUGGUGUUGGUAGUGUUGGCGAUGGUGUUAAUUUUGGGGGUGUUGGAGUUGGUGGUGUUGGAGUUGGUGUUGUUGUUGGUGGUGUUGGAAAUGCCGGUGUCGUUGGUGGCGGUGUUGUUAUUGGCGGUAUUGGUGUAGGAGUUGGAGGUGGUUUUAUUGUUGGAGGUAUCGGUGUUGGAAGUAUUGGUGGUGGUAUUGUUGUUGGCGGUGUUGGUGUUAGUGUUGGUGGUGGUUUUACUGUUGGCGGUGUUGGUGUUGGUGGAGAUGUCGGUGUUGGUUUGGGGGGUUUUGGUGGUGUGGACGGAGUUGGAAAUUUUGGCGGUGGUGUUAGUUUUGGUGCUGUUGGAGUUGGUGGUGGUUUUAUUGUUGGCGGUGUUACUACAGGAGUUGGUGGUUGUGGUGUUGGCGUUGGAGGUGUAGGCAAUGUUGGUGUCGGGGUUGAUGGCGGUGGUGUUAGUUUUGGUGGUGGUCGCGGUGGAGUUGUUGGUGGUGGUGUUGGGAGUGGUGCUGUCGUAGUUGAUGGUGGUGGUGGGGGUGGUGGUGGUGUACUUAUUGGCGGUUUAGGUGUAGGAAUUGGUGAAGGUUUUAUUGUUGGCGGCGUAGGCAUGGACGGUGUUGGCAAUGUUGGUGUCGGUGAUGAUGGUGGUGUUGGUGUUAGAGUUGGUGCCGGUGGAGGUGUUGGUGGAAUUGGUAAUGCUGGUGGUGAUGUUGAUGAUGGUGGAGGUGGUGACAAUGUUGUUGGCGGUGUUGGUAUCGUAGUAGGGGGUGGUUUUAUGGUUGGAGGUGUUGGUGCUGGAACUGGUGGUGGAUUUAUUGUUGGCGGCAUUGGUGUUGGUGUUGAUGGUGGUGUUAGUUUUGGUGGUGUUGGUGUUAGAGUUGGUGGUGGUGUUUUUAUUGGUGGAGUUGAUGAUGGUGGUGUUGUUGGUGGAGUUUGGGAAGAUGGUGGUGGUGGUAGUAGUGUUGGUGGUAGUGUUGGUGUGGAUGGUGCUGGAAAUGGAAAUGUUGGUGUUGUUGGCGGAGUUGGUGGCGGAGAUGGUGGCGGUUUUAUUGUUGGCGUGAUUGGUGCGGGAGUAGGUGGCGGUGUUGGUAGUGUUGGUGAUGGUGGUGGAGUUGUUGUUGGCGGCGUUGUUGUAGGAGUUUGUGGCGGUUUUAUUGUUGGCGAUUUUGGUGUGGGAGUUGGUGGUGGUAUUGGCAGUGUUGGUGUUGGUGUUUUUGGAGGCGUUGGAGUGGGAGUUGGUGGCGGUUUUCGUUUUGGUGGUGGUGUUGGAAAUGGUUGUGUCGGGGUUGAUGGUGGUGGUGUUAGUUUUGGUGGUGUUCGCGGUGGAGUUGUUGUUGGUGGUGGUGGGAGUGGUGGUGUCGUUGUUGAUGGUGGUGGUGGGGGUGGUGGUGGUGGUUUACUUAUUGGCGCUGUGGGUGUAGGAAUUGGUGGUGGUUUUAUUGUUGGCGGCGUAGGCAUGGGCGGUGUUGGCAAUGUUGGUGUCGGUGCUAAUGGUGGUGGUAUUUUUGGUGGUGUUAGUGUUGGAGUUGGUGGCGGUGGCGAUGUUGGUGGAAUUGGUAAUGUUGGUGGCGAUAUUGAUGAUGAUGGUGGUGGUGGUGGCGGCGGCGGCGGCGGCGGUGGUGGUGGUGGUGUUGGCGGUGUUGGUAUCGGAGUAGGGGGUGGUUUUAUGGUUGGAGGUGUUGGUGCUGGUGCUGGAACUGGUGGUGGGUUUAUUGUUGGCGGCAUUAGUGUUGGUGUUGAUGGUGGUGUUAGUUUUGGUGGUGGUGGUAUUUUUAUUGGUGGAGUUGAUGAUGGUGGUGUUGUUGGUGGAGUUGGGGCAGAUGGUGGUGGUGGUAGUGCUGGUGGUAGUGUUGGUGUGGAUGGUGUCGGAAAUGUUGGUGUUGUUGGUGGAGAUGGUGGUGGUUUUAUUAUUGGCGUGAUUGGUGCGGGAGUAGGUGGCGGUGUUGGUAGUGUUGGUGUCGAUGUUGAUGGUGGUGGAGGUGUUGUUGUAGGAGUUUGUGGCGGUUUUAUUGUUGGCGAUUUUGGUGUGGGAGUUGGUGGUGGUACUGGCAGUGUUGGUGUUGGUGUUUUUGGAGGCGUUGGAGUGGGAGUUGGUGGAGGUUUUAGUUUUGGUGGUGAUGUUGGCAAUGUUGGUGUAGGGGUUGAUGGUGGUGGUGUUAGUUUUGGUGGUGUUCGCGGUGGAGUUGUUGGUGGUGGUGUUGGGAGUGGUGGUGUCGUUGUUGAUGGUGGUGGUGGGGGUGGUGGUGGUGGUUUACUUAUUGGCGGUGUGGGUGUAGGAAUUGGUGGUGGUUUUAUUGUUGGCGGCGUAGGCAUGGACGGUGUUGGCAAUGUUGGUGUCGGUGCUAAUGGUGGUGAUAUUUUUGGUAGUGUUUGUGUUGGAGUUGGCGGCGGUGGCGGUGGCGAUGUUGGUGGAAUUGGUAAUGUUGGUGGCGAUAUUGAUGAUGAUGGUGGUGGUGGUGGUGGUGGUGUUGGUGUUGGCGGUGUUGGUAUCGGAGUAGGGGGUGGUUUUAUGGUUGGAGGUGUUGGUGCUGGUGCUGGAACUGGUGGUGGAUUUAUUGUUGGCGUUGGUGGUCGUGUUUUUGUUGGUGGAGUUGAUGAUGGUGGUGUUGGGGAAGAUGGUGGUGGUGGCAGUAGUGCUGGUGGUAGUGUUGGUGUGGGUGGUGAUGGAAAUAUUGGUGUUGUUGGCGGAGAUGGUGGCGGUUUUAUUAUUGGCGUGAUUGGUGCGGGAGUAGGUGGUGGUGUUGGUAGUGUUGGUGUCGAUGUUGAUGGUGGUGGAGGUGUUGUUGGCGGCAUUGUUGUGGGAGUUUGUGGCGGUUUUAUUGUUGGCGAUUUUGGUAUGGGAGUUGGUGGUGGUACUGGCAUUGUGGGUGUCGGUGUUUUUGGAGGCGUUGGAGUAGGAGUUGGUGGCGGUUUUAGUUUUGGUGGUGGUGUUGGAAAUUUUGGUUUCGGUGUUGGAGUUGGUGGGAGUGGUGGUGGCGUUGGUAUUGGAGUUGGUGGGAGUGGUGGUGGUGUUGGCGGAGUCGGAUUUGGAGUUGGUAUUGGGGUAGAUGGUGGUGUGGACGGCGAUGCUGGCGGAGUCGGUGUUGGAGUUGGUGGCGGUUGUAUUAUUGGCGGUGCUAAUGGUGGUGUUGGUAGUGUUGGAGGUGGUGUAAGUUUUGGGGGUGUUGGAGUUGGUGGUGUUGAUUUCGGUGGUGUAGGCGGUGUUGGAGUUGGUGUUGUUGUUGGUGGUGUUGGCAAUGUCGGUGUCGUUGGUGGCGGUGUUUUUAUUGGCAGUGUUGGUGGUGGUUUUAUUGUUGGCGGUAUCGGUGUUGGAAGUGUUGAUGGUGGUGGUGUUGGUUUUGGAGGUGCUGGUGGGGGUAUUGUUGUUGACGGUGGUGGUAUUGUUGUUGGCGGCGUUGGUGUCAGUGUUGGUGGUGGUUGUACUGUUGGUGGUGUUGGUGUGGGUGGAGAUGCCGGUGUUGGUGUGGGGGUUUUUGGUGGUGUGGAUGGAGUUGGAAAUUUUGGCAGUGGUGUUAGUUUUGGUGGUGCUGGUGUUGGAGUUGGUGGUGGUUUUAUUGUUGGUGGUGUUGUAACAGGAGUUGGUGGUAAUGGUGUUUGCAUUGGAGGUGUAGGCAAUGUUGGUGUCGGGGUUGAUGGCGGUGGUGUUAGUUUUGGUGGUGGUCGCGGUGGAGUUGUUGGUGGUGGUGUUGGGAGUGGUGGUGUCGUUGUUGAUGGUGGUGGUGGGAGUGGGGGUGGUGGUGUACUUAUUGGCGGUGUGGGUGUAGGAAUUGGUGGUGGUUUUGGUGGUGUUUGUGUUGGAGUUGGUGACGGUGGUGAUGUUGGUGGAAUUGGUAAUGGUGGUGGCGAUAUUGAUGAUGGUGGUAGUGGUGGUGGUGUUGUUGGCGGUGUUAGUAUCGGAGUAGGGGGUGGUUUUAUGGUUGGAGGUGUUGGUGCUGGAACUGGUGGUGGCUUUAUUGUUGGAGGCAUUGGUGAUGGUGUUGAUGUUGGAGUUAGUGUUGGUGGAGUUGAUGAUGGUGGUGUUGUUGGCGGAGUUGGAAAUGUUGGUGUUGGGGUAGAUGGUGGUGGUGGUAGUAUUGCUGGUGGUAGUGUUGGUGUGGGUGGUGUUGGAAAUGUUGGCGUUGUUGGCGGAGAUGGUGGCGGUUUUAUUAUUGGCGUGAUUGGCGCAGAAGUUGGUGGUGGUGUUGGCAGUGUUGGUGUCGAUGUUGACGGUGGUGGAGGUGUUGUUGGCGGCGUUGGUGUAGGAGUUUCUGGCGGUUUGAUUGUUGGGGGUUUUGGUGUGGGAGUUGGUGGUGGUAUUGGGAAUGUUGGUGUUGGUGUUGGUGUUGAUGGUGGUGAAGGUAUUGUUGGAGGCGUUGGUGUGGGAGUUCGUGGUUUUGGCGGUGUUGGAGUUGGUGCAAGUGGUGGUGGUGUUGGCGGAGUUGGAGUUGGUGUUGGGGUAGACGGUGGUGGCGUCAGUUUUGGUGGUAGUGCUGGCGGUGUUGUUGGUGGAGCUGGUGGCGGAGUUGGUGGCGGUUGUAUUAUUGGCGAUAUUGGUGGUGGUGUUGAUAGUGUUGGUGGUGGCGGUGUUCGUUUUGGUGGUGUUGGAGUUGGUGGUGUUGGUGGUGGUGGUGUUGGAGUUGGUGUUAUUGUUGGUGGUGUUGGCAAAGUCGGUGUCGUUGGUGGUGGUGUUAUUGGCGGUGUUGGUGUCGGAGUUGGUGGUGGUUCUAUGGUUGGAGGUGUCGGUGGUGGUGUUGGAAGUUUUGGCGUCGAAGUUGGUGGUGGUGUUGUUGUUGGAGGUGUUGGUGUGGGAGUUGGUGACGGUAUCGGUAGUGUUGGUGGAGGUGGUGCUUGUGCUGGCGGUGGUUUUGGUGUAGGUAAGGAUGGAGGCGGUAUUAGUGUUGGUGGUGUUGGUUUAGGUGCAAGAGCUCUUGGUGGUGGUGCUGGUGUUGAUGAAGGAGCUUUUGGUGGUGGUGUUUGCUUUGGCGUUGGAGCUUUUGGUGGUGUUGGUAUAGGCGUAGGAGAUUUUGGUGGUGGUCUUGGUUCGGGGAUGGGAGAUGUAGGCGGUGGACAUGGUUUUACAAUUGGUGUAAAUGGCGGUGGCUUAGCUUUGGGGGUAUGCUUUUUCUUGGGUGGGGAUUGUUUCGGUGGUUUGAAAGUUGGAGACGGUUUAGCAUGA